Messenger RNA from Didymosphaeria variabile, 891 nucleotides. RefSeq names its product casein kinase 2 regulatory subunit (gene CKB2). Lineage: Eukaryota; Fungi; Ascomycota; Dothideomycetes; Pleosporales; Didymosphaeriaceae. Bases 1 to 891 code for a protein of 296 amino acids. Gene Ontology annotation, cellular component: protein kinase CK2 complex; cytoplasm. The record is from RefSeq and is a predicted model, not a curated record. Gene Ontology annotation, molecular function: protein kinase regulator activity. The transcript has 3 exons.
AUGUCAGACGCCGGCCAGGGUGUCGCUGCCUCCCCACGCGAUCAAGUGCGAAAAAAGAUUAGCGAACUAAUACCAUCGCUAGAAGGACUAGUCUCAGAUCUCAGAGUCGACUACGGCGGAGGCCACGGCGCCAUGGACGACUUCAACAGCGAAACCGACAGCGACUAUACCAGCUACUGGCGGGACUGGUUCAUAUCCUCAAGAGGAAACGAAUACUUCUGCGAGAUCGACGAAGAGUACCUUACCGACCGCUUCAACCUUACGGGCCUGAACACCGAAGUGCAGUAUUAUCAAUAUGCCCUCGACCUUGUCACGGACGUCUUCGACUUUGACUGCGAUGAUGAUAUGCGGGAGCAAAUAGAGAAGUCUGCGCGGCAUCUAUACGGUCUUGUGCACGCUCGAUACAUUGUCACGACUAGAGGACUGGCCAAGAUGCUCGAGAAGUUCAAGAAGUCCGACUUCGGCAAGUGUCCCCGCGUAAUGUGCGAGUCCCAACCGCUCUUGCCCAUGGGCCAGUCCGACGUUGCCAACUCCUCCCCUGUAAAGCUCUACUGUGCCCGCUGCGAAGACCUCUACAACCCCAAGUCCUCACGCCAUGCCAUCAUCGACGGCGCAUACUUCGGCACUUCCUUCCACAACAUCCUAUUCCAGGUAUACCCCAACAUGUUGCCACCGAAGAGCCAGCGCAGGUACGAGCCCAAGGUGUUCGGCUUCAAGGUGCAUGCUGCCGCUGCGCGAUGGCAGGCUGACGAGCGGGAGAUGCUGAAGGACAGGCUGAGGGGCGCGAGAAUUGAGAGCGGAUUUGAAGAGGAGGAUGACGACGCCGAAGAAGAAGAGGAGGACGAAGAGAUGGAGGGUGACGGCUUUGAGGGCGCGGCGGUGCAGCAGUAA